This is a messenger RNA of Drosophila kikkawai, 4024 nucleotides long. It is a transcript of the gene Trf2, whose product is annotated as TATA box binding protein-related factor 2. Lineage: Eukaryota; Metazoa; Arthropoda; Insecta; Diptera; Drosophilidae. The record is from RefSeq and is a predicted model, not a curated record. Gene Ontology annotation, biological process: DNA-templated transcription initiation. Gene Ontology annotation, molecular function: general transcription initiation factor activity; DNA binding.
UCAAUUAGCAUCGAAGAAGGCCGUAGACUGCAUAAUAUUCGAAUCCAGCUAUUGCUUGACGUCAAAGUAAGGGAAGACCAGGCGAUAGACGAGCGUGAAAAUCUUCUAAAGAAAUCGCUGGGAAAGCAGUCCAAGUCCCGAAUUCAGGAAUCCGAUACCAAGCAGCAAGUUCGCGUCCACGAGGAGUGCUUACGCGCCCAGCAAAAAGAGGCCGAGGAGAUCCGUUUGCGGAGAUUACAAAAUCCAAAUUAUCAGCCCCCGACAAAAAAGGAAAUUCAGCUUCAAAAACGACUAGUUCGCCAGCAGCAAGAGUACCUCAAGUAUCAGCAGUUCCCGCCGGGACCCAGGCACCCUCUGUGCCAGCAAAAGAUGAUGCAUAACGAAAUGGUGAGCUUACCGGUUGGAAAUUUAAACGGCGGCUUAAAGGCCACCAGCACUGGAUCCGGAGUGGGCACCAGCAGUGUCGUCUCCUCGGCGGUGCUGGCCAAUGCUCCACGAGUUUACCUAACGCCCACUGCUACAUUUAUGGCCAAUCGCCAAGCGGCGGCGGCGGCAGCAGCAGCGGCAGCGGCCGCACAAGUAACUGGAAAGAUUGGAGGCGCCACUAUAGUCGGUGUGGGUUCUGCUACCUCAUCCAGUGCAGCGACAGUUGCCUCCUCCGGCACAGUUCGUUAUUUUUCGCAAUUUAGCAAACUGCAAACGACCGGUGGCAACGGGGCACCACCAUCACCCACCGUGCAAAAGAAAUUGGUCAAUGGGGAUACCAUUGUGCUGUCCAAUGGCACCAAAAGCCGAAUCUUGACCAGCAACAGUAGCAGCAGCAGCGGAGUUGUUACAACAGCAACAGCAGCAACAAGAUCAGCAGCUGCAGUUGUAGCUUCCACGAAUGGCGGCAUCAGCGGGAACCGUUGCCUCAUAACGAACAAAAUGGAGCCACUUGUGUUGAAUGAACCUGUGAUCAAGAACAACGAUGAUGAUGAUGAUGCCGUAGAGAAGGAGCCUGAGGCGGCCAGCAUCCUGCAGGAACAGCCGCUGGAGCUGGUGGCGGGCAAUUCAUCCGAUGGCGAUGAGCCGGAACUGGACAUAACCAUCAAUAAUGUAGUCUGCUCGUUCAGUGUUCGCUGUCACUUGAAGCUGCGCGAAAUUGCCUUGAAUGGCUCCAAUGUGGAGUAUCGACGGGAGAAUGGGAUGGUGACGAUGAAGCUGCGACAUCCAUAUACCACGGCCUCGAUUUGGUCUUCCGGCAGGAUAACGUGUACGGGCGCCACCUCUGAACCAAUGGCCAAGGUCGCUGCCCGUCGCUAUGCCCGAUGUUUGGGCAAAUUGGGCUUCCCAACUCGUUUCCAAAACUUUCGCAUCGUUAACGUUUUGGGCACCUGCAGCAUGCCCUGGGCAAUCAAGAUUGUUAACUUUUCGGAACGGCAUCGGGCUAAUGCCAGCUAUGAGCCGGAGCUGCAUCCGGGAGUCACAUACAAAAUGAUUGAACCUAAGGCCACCCUCAAGAUCUUCUCAACGGGGAGCAUAACCGUGACAGCGGCCAGUGUAAAUGAUGUGGAAUCAGCGAUUCAACACAUUUAUCCGCUGGUCUAUGAGUUCCGCAAACAACGUUCACCCGAGGAGCUGCAGCAUUUGCGGCAAAAGCAACGUCGUCUCACCGGCGGCGUUGAUCCCAAUGAACUGGAAGAGAUUAUCGCUUCGGAGAAUAAGGCGGCGGCCGUUAAUGAUAUAUUUGUGAAUACAACGACUGCCCAUACGACCAAGACGACGACUGAUGGUACGGAUCAAGUCAAUACCAUAGCCACUGCCGCUGGCACCUCCUCGAUUAAUACUGUUCAGCGGUCGAAGCAAUUGGAGAGCUACCGCAAUAUGAUGCAGCAGACGCAGGAGGAGCGACGCCAUAUACCGUUCCACGGUAGCACUACCACCGCCACUGCCUUGAAUGCUAGCAAACCCUCAACCUCUGCUGCUGCUACUGCUACUGCAUCAUCUUCGUCGUCGUCAUCGACGACAGACAAUAUUUGUGCCAGUGCCCGUCGAAGGGCCACCGAAUGCUGGGCCACCAAGCUUCAGAAUAAGCGGCCGCGAUACAAUGCAGCUUCAACUGCAUCCACUAAUAAUUCCUUCUCCAACGUUGCCUCCACAUCAGCCCAAGCUCAAGCCCAAAGCCAAGCCCAAGCCCAAACCCACCUGCGAAAUCCACUUAAGACAGCCGCCCUGGCAAAUGCCAGAAUGCGUGGCACUGGCCAGACGCCUAUGAAUCUAGCGUUGAAUCCUAGCAGCAGCUCCUCCUCCUCCUCAGUCGCCGCCGCUUCCCGUCUGGUCGCCAGCGGGAGCAGUGCCGGAUUUUUGCAAGCACAACAGCGACAACAGCAGCAGCAACGACUGUUGCAGCAACAGCAGUUGCAGCAAAAACUGCUGGGGCAACAAAGGAGCUUCUCGCCCAGCGACUUUCAAGUGGAUGACCUGAUCGAGGAGGAGGAGAGCAACGAAUUGGAUUGUCAGUAUUGAUGGGGUUUUGCUGUUGUUGCUUAAGGAGCAGGCAAAACACAUACACAACAAGUGCUACAUUCGUUGAUUUAUUUGUGUGUUUGUGGAUACUCUUAUUAUCCCUUUGUGUUUGUGUGUGUGUUGUGUUCGUUGCAUUUACACAAAAACGAACGAAUUGACAGCACGGAGCACAAAGUGGGAGAGUGGCUAAGACGAGAUAUGAAGCACCCAAAGCAAGACGAGAGGGAAUUCUUCCUGGCAGGCAAGCAACAACGCAAGCAACAUACACAAAACAUAAGCAAACAACAUCCACCAACCAAAAAUAUUUAAUUUAUAAGGUUUACGUUUAAAUAACACUGGUACUUUAAGAGAGCACACAGCAAGCAACAAAACUAGCAGAGAUACAUAUAGUGUAGCAUCGAUGAUAUCGGACCCCUGAGAAAUCGAACCCAUCAACAACCUCAAAAACCAACAACCAACAACAACAACCAGAACCAGAACCAGAUGAUGGUAUCCAGAGAGCUUACCAUUAAUCGUAAACUAUAGCCUAACGUAAAACUGUAACUGAACGUAACAAAUCGAUGUUUAUCCGUAAAACCAUCGAUAAUUUCGAUAUUUUUUUUUCGUUAUGAAUACGUAUUGCCAGGGUUUUACGUAACAUGUAACCAAAAUAUUACGGAUUGUUUAAUGUAUUUUUUUUUUUUUUUUGUAUAUUUUUUUUCCUCUUUUUUAAUUUUUUUUCUAUGGUAUAAAUAGUUAAUUUAUGUGAGCAGAAAAACCACCGCCUAAUGAGAAAUACUGUAAUGGAAAUCAUAGCAUAAACCAAGCUCAAGCUUGUGCAAGUUUGUUUGAAUUUUGGAUUCAAACCAAGAAAGUUCUUCCCCCAAAAAACAACAAAACCAAAAUUCUCAAGCAAAAAUAAUAAUUAUUAUCAGGAGACUGGAGGAGCAAAUGUAGAAUAAUAACCGAAUAAUAUUACAAAUUAAAUAAUUAGUUUUUUUUUUUUUUUGAUUUGUUCACUUUAAGUUAUAAUAUAAUACACACACACACCUAUAUCUGGUCACAUUUAAACCAAUAACAACAAAUACAACAACAGCAACUAAUUAUGUCAUAAUUUAUGCUUACUACAUACAUACAUUUAUACUUUAUACAUUGCAACAAAGAAAAAUUGAAGGCAAACAAGAGAGAAGAUUUAUAAUCACUAAACAUUAAGCGAAAAGGACGAAAUAGAUGGAGAGUUUGGCAUCGAUAACGAUAACAAAUGCGAAUGACUAGGCAAAGGAAAAACAAAAACUAAAUUCUAAGUGCUUAUUCUUAAUACACAAGCAAGUUAAUUCGUAACCCAAUACUAUUAUCAGAUAUAUACAAACACAUAUUUAAGUAUAUGUAUCCUUUUUUCUUUUUUUUUUUUUAAUUUUGCUGUAAAAUUAAAUAUUUAAAAAACUAGAAUGAGAAAAGAACUUAAGCUUAGAUUUACAAACUUGUUCCUGUGUUGUUGUUAAAGAAAAAGAAUUGUAAAAUAUACAUACAGUACAUA